UGCUCCUUUUUCUCGCUCGCUUUCCGUCUCGGGCGGCGCGAAGCUCUUUGGCGGGUUCUCCGUUCCGCUGCGGCGGUCCUUCCGGCCGCCUGGUCUGCGAUCCACUGCUCCUCUCGCGACCGGAGCUCGGCGGAGCCCCUCGAAGCGCGCCACACGCUCGGCCAGAUCCCUGCCUCGGCCGACUGGUUUUAAGGGGUGUGGCAGGAGGUUUUGGACUCGAUGAGUUUCCACUGAAAUGUCGGAGAAGUCAGGCCAGAGCACAAAAGCAAAGGAUGGGAAAAAGUAUGCAACUCUCAGUUUGUUUAAUACUUACAAGGGUAAAUCAUUAGAAACUCAGAAAACCACAGUUGCAGCUCGACAUGGAUUACAGAGUCUUGGAAAAGUCGGUAUUUCACGGCGUAUGCCUCCACCUGCUAACCUCCCAAGUCUCAAAGCAGAAAACAAAGGCAAUGAUCCUAAUGUGAACAUUGUACCUAAAGAUGGCACAGGAUGGGCAUCAAAACAGGAGCAGCAUGAAGAAGAAAAAACACCAGAAGUCCCAGCAGCACAGCCAAAACCACCUGGGGUUGUGGCUUCCCCAGAAGUAGCACCUGCUCCCAAAUCGUGGGCCAGUAACAAGCAAGGUGGGCAAGGAGAUGGAAUCCAGGUGAAUAGUCAUUUUCAGCAAGAAUUUCCCAGUCUGCAGGCAGCUGGAGAUCAGGAAAAAAAAGAAAAAGAAGCAAAUGAGGACAACUAUGGACCUGGACCCAGUUUGCGUCCACCAAAUGUUGCUUGUUGGAGAGACGGUGGCAAGACUGUUGGCUCGCCUUCACCAUCUGACCAAGAAGCAAAGCUCCCUGUCCAGGAGGACAGUGCAGCUGGGACAUCAGAGCAAAGUGACCUCCUCAAGGUGGUAGAAAAGAGGGUGGCCUGUGGCCCUCCACAUGCUAAAGUGAAUGGACAGCAGCCUGCCCUUGCCUCCCAGUACAGGGCCAUGAUGCCUCCAUAUAUGUUUCAGCAGUAUCCGAGGAUGGCGUACCCACCUCUACAUGGUCCCAUGAGGUUUCCACCGUCUGUAUCUGAAGCAAACAAAGGCCCUCGGGGAAGAGGCCCACCCCCUCCGUGGGCUGCGGAGCCUGAGCGCCCCUCCAUCCUCAGUGCCUCAGAACUGAAGGAGCUCGACAAGUUCGAUAACCUGGAUGCCGAAGCUGACGAAGGCUGGGCAGGUGCUCAGAUGGAAGUAGAUUACACAGAGCAGCUGAAUUUCAGUGAUGACGAUGAGCAAGGGAGCAGCAGCCCUAAGGAGAACGGUGAGGAUCAAGGUUCAAAAGUCUCUGAAAACACUGGAAACAGACAAGAAGCAGAUGAAGUUUGUAACACCAAGUCAUCAUCUCAGAUACCUGCCCAGCCAUCAGUAGCAAAGGGUCCUUAUGGGAAAGGACCUCCGUUUAAUCAGGAACGUGGACCGUCUUCACACCUGCUGCCACCUCCAAAGUUGCUUGCCCAGCAGCACCCUCCUCCAGACCGGCAGGCACUGCCUGGAAGACCAGGUCCUCUCCCCCCAAAGCAGCAGGUCCCAGAUGAAGACGAAAUCUGGAAGCAAAGAAGAAAACAGCAGUCAGAACUUUCUGCAGCAGUGGAGCGUGCUCGCAGGCGGCGUGAAGAGGAGGAGCGAAGGAUGGAGGAGCGACGGAAGGCAGCGUGCGCAGAGAAACUGAAAAGACUGGAUGAAAAGCUGGGCCUGGUGGACAAACAGCCACCUCCAGAGGAAACGAGAGAACAGGAGCGGGAGAAGGAACUUGAACAGGAACAAGAACAGGAGCGAAAGGAGGAGGGGGAAAAAGAGAGGGAAGAGCCACAGGAGAGAGAGAGAGAACUGGAGAGGGAGCAGGGAGAACCAGGAGAGGUGGAGAAGGACAAAAUACAGGAGAAACAAAAAGAACUGGAACAGCAGCAGGAAAAGGAGAAAGAACAAGAAAAGGGGUGUGAGUUGGAGAAGAAAGAGGAGGAGAAAGUGGAGGAGGAAACUGAACACAAAGAACCUACUUCACAGCCUGUGGUAGAAAGACCAGGAAUUGAAAACAACUGUAAUAAAGAGGACGGCGCCACUUGCAGCAGACAGGACAGCAGUCGCGGUGACAGAGAGCCCUCCCAGGGGCCGCAGGAGGCCGAGGCCGAGCCGGGCUCGCAGCCGCGGCCCGCCGGGCUCCCUGGCUACUUUAAGCAGUUCCAGAAGUCCUUGCCGCCGCGCUUCCAGCGCCAGCAGGAGCAGAUGAAACAGCAGCGGCAGCAGGCCCCGCCCCUGGCCACCGUGGCCCCACCCCCGGCCAGCACGGCCCCACCCCCGCCGCACAGGCCCCUGUUUCCGCAGGUGCGGCCGCACCCGCAGCACCUGGCUUCCAUGGGCUUCGACCCCAGGUGGCUCCUGAUGCAGCCCUACAUGGACCCGAGAGUGAUAUCGGGCCGACCUGCGGUGGACAUCCCGCCCCUUCACCCCGGAAUGAUUCCUCCUAAGCCAUUAAUAAGAAGAGAUCAGAUGGAAGGCUCACCAAACAGUUCUGAGUCCUUUGAGCAUAUAGCUCGACCUGCAAGAGAUCACACGGUUUCCCUCUCUGAGUCUCGUAUGAUGUGGGGGUCGGACCCCUAUCAUCAGACUGAGCCUCAACGGGCCACUACUCCUAAGGCAGCAGAAGAACCUGAUGAUGUGAGGCCUGAAGCCCAGUUGGAUCAGGAACAGAUUACUGCUGCUCAUCCUGUAGAACGCAGCCAGUUGGAGGCACAUCCAAAAGCAGAAUUCAUAGAAUCAAGUGAGACAGAAGUUCAGAAGUUUUUGAGCAGAUCUGUGGAAGACAUUAGACCUCAUUUCUCUGACACAAGUAAUCAGCCUGCUUGUUUUGAGGUACCUGAUCAAAAGACUGUAUCCACUCCUCAAGAAGAGCGGGUUUCAGCUGGUGAAAGUCAGCCUCCCCGGAAAAGAAGUGUUUCCCAUGGAUCUAACCAUGCUCAAAAGUCAGAGGAGCAAAGUGAGCCGUGUGCAAGCAUUCCUAAAGUAACCAGCAGGUGCACUGACUCCAGAGAGCCCGCAGAAAGGCCAGAGGAAAAGCCAAAGAAGGAUGGCUUCCUACGGCCCUCUGAGGGACCGAAGCCCGAAAAGCUGUAUAAAUCUAAGCCGGAAACUCGGUGGGGUCCACGGCCAAGCUCCAGCAGAAGAGAAGAAGGCCCUGAUAGGCCCGUGAGACGGUCAGGCCCCAUUAAGAAGCCUGUCCUUAGAGAUAUGAGAGAGGAGCGAGAGCAAAGGAGGGAGAAAGAGGGAGAAAAGGUCACAGAGAAAGUCAUAAAACCCGAAAAGACAGAGAAGAGACAAUCCCCACCUGCCCCCCCAACACCUGCAGCACCAGUUCAGCCACAGGCGAUUCAGCUGCCGCCACCUCAGCUGGAGCCGGAGAAAGCUCCUGCCCCAGGGACCUCAGUUGUGGCGCAGAAGCCGCCCCAGGGUGCUGAGGAGCCAUUGGACCCCAUGAGGAGUGUUGAGGUAGAGCCUGCCGCGGAAGCUGGGACCCAGCUGACCAUCACAGCGCCGGCCGUCAAGGAAGAAGAGCCCCCUGAGAAAGCUGGCAGCAAGGACCUCGUGGCAGAGAGGCCACGGCCUGACUCGGGACCAGCAGUCAGAAAGGAGCUGGCGUUACCCCCUCGGACCUACUGGAAAGAUGCUAGAGAGAGAGACUGGUUUCCAGAUCAGGGGUACAGAGGCCGCGGCCGCGGUGAGUACUACUCCAGGGGCCGAAGCUACAGAGGCUCCUACGGAGGGCGUGGCCGCGGGGGUAGAGGGCAUACCCGGGAGUUUGCUCCCUAUAGAGACCACAGGCCGCGGACAGAGCAGGCGCCCUCUGGUCCUCCUAGGCGGCGGGAGGAGAGUGAGACGCGCAGCGAGAGCUCGGAUUCUGAAGUCCUGCCCAAAAGGAGGAGGCAGAGAGGCUCGGAGACCGACACGGACAGCGAGGUCCAUGAGAGCGCUAGUGACAGGGACAGUUCGAGCAAGGGCAGACCUCUCAGGAGGGAAGAACGGUCUGAAAACAGAAGACCUAUGAAGCCUCAGUCCUUCAAGCUGGAAAAUCAUGCCCGAAUUGAUAACAGGCCUCUGGGAAGACCUUACAUAAGGGAUGACGACAAGUCCAAGCCGGGUUUCCUUCCUAAAGGAGAGCCUUCGAGGCGAGGCCGAGGGGGUACUUUCAGACGCGGUGCAAGGGAUCCUGUAGGUCGCCCGCCACGGCCUCCUGCCUUACGAAGGCCUGCUUAUCGGGACAAUCAGUGGAGCCCAAGGCAGGCAGAAGCUCCCAAACCAGAUGAUGGAGAGCCACCAAGGAGACACGAGCAGUUCAUUCCUAAUCCAGCAGAUAAACGACCUCCAAAAUUUGAGCGAAAAUUUGACCCAGCUAGAGAGAGGCCCCGGAGGCAGCGUCCUACCAGGCCACCGAGGCAAGAUAAGCCCCCUCGGUUUCGACGGUUAAGAGAGCGGGAAGCUGCUUCCAAAACCCGUGAGGCACCGGUGCCUGCGGCAGGUGGCAUGGCCGGUAGCACGGCGCAGGAACCAGUCGGUGCUGCUGGGGGCGGCCCUGGGGAUAAGACGCCAGACUCACCAAACCAGAACUCGUCGGACCAGGCGAAUGAGGAGUGGGAAACAGCUUCUGAAAGCAGCGACUUCAACGAGAGGCGAGAGCGGGGUGGGAAAAGAAAUGCCGACCCGAGUGCACAAGUAGUUGUAAAGGCCGGAGAGAACAUCUUACCUCCAAGGAGGGAAACAGCAAAGAGAAGCUUCUCUAGUCAGAGGCCUGGCGUAGAUCGCCAGAACCGGCGAGGCAGCAGUGGUGCCCCCAAAUCUGGAAGGAAUUUCUCGGGUCCUAGGAAUGAACGGAGAAGUGGCCCACUGCCAAAAAGUGGGAAGCGAGGGCCACCUGAUGACCCAUCUGCAGGCACAGCAGGUGUUGAUCUUGCCAGCAGCAGCCCUUCACAGCACCAGGAGGGGGUACCUAAUGGGACAGGACAGAAGGGAUCCAAGGACGCCACUGGGAAGAAGAGAGACGACACCAAGCCAGGCCCUAAAAAACCCAAAGAGAAAGUAGACGCGUUGUCCCAGUUUGAUCUCAACAAUUAUGCAAGUGUUGUCAUAAUUGAUGACCACCCUGAAGUGACGGUUGUUGAAGACCCGCAGUCGAGUCUGCAUGAUGACGGCUUUACCGAGGUCGUGUCCCGGAAGCAGCAGAAGCGCCUGCAGGAUGAGGAGCGCCGGAAGAAGGAGGAGCAGAGCGCCCAGGUCUGGAACAAAAAGAAUGCAAAUGAAAAGGGAAGAAGUCAGACUUCUAAGCUUCCUCCAAGAUUUGCUAAAAAACAGGCAACAGGGACCCAGCAAACACAGCCUGCAGCUCCAGUCCCUGCCUCCACCCCCGUGCCGGCAUCUGCCCCAGCCUCCACCCCAGCCCCAGCUGCAGCCUCCGCCCCAGCCCAGGCUGCGGCCUCUUCUCCAGCCCCUGCCCCCGUCCCCGGCCUUCCCUCCGCUUCAGCCCCAGCCGCCAUCCUUGCCUCCACCUCAGUUCCCGUCCUUGCUUCCGCCCUCGCACCAGCUUCUGCUCCAACUCCAGCUGCUGCCGUCUCAGCUGCCCCUGCCCCAGUCCUUGCCCCUACCCCUGCCUCGGGUGCCCCAAACCCCACUGCCCCAGUGCAGGCUCAGGGACAGACUCUCAAGCCAGUCCAGAGUCCACUCCAGACGACCACGCAGUCUUCAAAACAGCCACCACCUUCCGUAAGAGCAGCUUCAGCACAGACACUUCAUGGUGCAGAUUAUGUAGCCACAGGGAAACCUGUCCCAGCCGCACAGCCACAUGGCACUCUUACAGCUGAACUGUGGGACAAUAAGGGAGCCCCAGCCUCUGUGCUGAAUGACAUCUCUAAGAAACUAGGUCCCAUCAGCCCACCACAACCACCUUCAGUCAGUGCAUGGAAUAAGCCCCUGACGUCGUUUGGAUCAGCUUCAACAGAGGGAACAAAGAAUGGCACAGAAAGUGGAGUUGAAAUGGGAAUUGACACAAUUCAGUUUGGUGCUCCAGCUUCAAACGGGAAUGAAAACGAAAUUGUUCCUGUGCUUUUGGAGAAAACUGCCGACAAGAUCCCUGAACCGAAGGAACAGCGGCAGAAGCAGCCGCGGGCAGGCCCUAUCAAGGCCCAGAAGCUUCCAGAUUUGAGUCCAGUAGAAAACAAAGAACAUAAACCUGGUCCUAUUGGAAAGGAACGUUCGUUAAAAAACAGAAAAGCAAGAGACGCCCAGCAGGUGGAGCCGGGACAAGAGAAGCCCAGCCCUGGGACCAGCAGAGGUACAGAUGCUGUGGCCACAAAGGACACCGAAGUGGCAUCGGAAAUGCCCACAGACCUUGGGACCAUGAUCUCGGGGCCGCCGGCGGAGUACGGUGCCGACGUGAAGGAGUCUGUAACAGACUACACCACACCUUCUUCUUCUCUGCCUAACACUGUGGCUACUAAUAGUGCAAAGAUGGAUGGUGCUUUGGUUAAUAAUGUGCCCCUGCCUGAUGCCCUUCCGCUCCCUGAGAGGGAGGCAGUGCCACGGAGCUCCAGUCUAGCCUCUGUGCCUCCCACCACUUUCAGUCUCACUUUUAAGAUGGAGUCUGCACGUAAGGCGUGGGAAAAUUCUCCAAAUGUGAGAGAAAAGGGCUCCCCGGUAACUUCCACAGCACCUCCGAUUGCAAGUGGCGUCAGCAGUAACGCCAGCGGCCCCAACACCAGUUACAGCUCGUUCGCCAGCGCUUCUGUGCCUCAGAUCCCGGUUGCUUCCGUCACUCCCACCACGUCACUGUCAGGUACUGGUACAUACACUACCUCCUCUUUGAGUACAAAAUCCACAACCACAUCAGACCCUCCUAAUAUUUGUAAAGUCAAACCCCAACAGCUCCAGACAGGCAGCCUUCCUUCUGCAAGUCACUUCUCCCAGCUGGGCUGCAUGCCUUCUCUGAUUGCACAGCAGCAGAGCCCACAGGUCUAUGUGUCUCAGUCUGCAGCAGCUCAGAUCCCAGCGUUCUACAUGGACACAAGCCACUUAUUCAGCACCCAGCACGCACGCUUGGCCCCACAGCAAGGCUUCCAACCAGGUCUUUCUCAGCCGGCUUCAGUUCAGCAGAUCCCGAUCCCUAUCUAUGCGCCACUGCAAGGCCAGCACCAAGGCCCGCUGGGUCUGGGUGCUGGGCCUGCUGUCUCCCAGGCUCAGGAGCUGUUCAGUUCUUCACUUCAGCCGUACAGAUCUCAGGCGGCCUUCAUGCAGAACAGUCUGUCCCAGCCGUCCGUGGUCCUUUCUGGCACUGCCAUCCACAACUUCCCAGCUGUCCAACACCAGGAGCUGGCCAAGGCACAGUCGGGCCUUGCCUUUCAGCAGACGUCAAGCACUCAGCCUAUUCCCAUAUUGUAUGAACACCAGCUGGGCCAGGCAUCCGGACUCGGGGGUUCCCAGCUGAUGGAUACACACCUUCUCCAGGCCAGAGCGAACCUUACACAGGCUUCAAACCUUUAUUCUGGACAAGUGCAGCAGCCUGGCCAGACGAGCUUCUACAGCGCCGCGCAGUCGCCGAGUGCCCUCCAGCAGGUUACAGUUCCUUUGCCGGCAUCCCAGCUUUCCUUGCCUAAUUUUGGAUCCACGGGGCAGCCCUUAAUCGCCCUGCCUCAGACUCUGCAGCCCCCAUUGCAGCACGCCGCCCCACAGGCCCAGGCCCAGAGCCUGGGCCGUCCUGCCCAAGUGAGCCAGCCCUUCAGAGGACUGAUUGCCCCCGGGACGCCACACGGCAUGGUCACAGCCGCCGGGAAAAUGUCUGAAAUGGAGCUAAAGGCCUUUGGAAGUGGCAUUGAUAUAAAACCAGGCACGCCUCCCAUCAGUGGCAGAAGCGCCACACCCACGUCCAGUCCCUUCCGGGCUUCUUCCACAAGUCCGAGCAGCCAGUCCAGCAAAAUGAACAGCGUUGUCUAUCAGAAGCAGUUCCAGCCAGCCCCUGCCCCUGUGAGGAUGGCACAGCCUUUUCCUACACAGUUUGCACCCCAGAUUCUCUCUCAGCCUAACCUGGUCCCUCCAUUGGUAAGAGCCCCACAUACUAACACCUUCCCAGCGCCUGUUCAGAGGCCACCAGUGGCGCUGGCCAGUCAGAUGCCUCCUCCGCUGACCACAGGCCUCAUGAGCCAUGCUCGUUUGCCACAUGUAGCCAGGGGUCCUUGUGGGCCACUCUCUGGAGUCAGAGGUAAUCAGGCCCAGGCUGCGCUGAAGGCCGAACAAGACAUGAAGAAGAGAGCUGUGGGAAGAGGACUCAGCCACCAGACAUUUGGUCCUAGGUGUUGGCAAAACAGAGAGCAGAGGUUCUUCAGUCCACGCAGAGGUUCUUCUCUGAACAGCAGCAGAGCAAACAGAUAGGAGGCAAAGCCCAGAAGGUGGACAGUGAUUCCAGUAAACCUGCAGAAGCCCUGGCUGACCCCCCAGGUGUCUGUCAGGAGAAGGGAGAAGAGAAGCCACCCCCUGCACCAGGCGUGGCCACCAAACCUGUCAGAACUGGACCAAUCAAACCUCAGGCCAUCAAGGCGGAAGAAACAAAGUCCUAGGGGCUGUGCUUUACUGCAGGGCAGGGACUUGGGGAGGGGAGGGGAAGGAGGGAGAACGAGGCAGGAAGUGCCAGCAGCCCAAGGCCAGAUGGCCUCUGACCUCAUCCCGCAGAUGCAGGAGCCACUCACACUGACCCACGGCUGCCGCACCUGCUGGAUACGACACGCACUCUUGAUGGCCGCGCACCUGCAAUCCACAUCCACGUAAGAUGUGCGCUAGCUCCUUGAGAGCCUGUAACCUAGAACUCGAGUUCUUCUUCGUUAGAAGAAAUACCAGAAGUGGGAGGGAGGCAGGGAGGGAGGGAGGGAGCUGACCCCGCAGAGGCGCCGAGGCGCAGCUCAGCCUGAGCGGGUGGUGGCCCUGGCCCUCAGGCUCCCUGGAUGCAGUCGGCCUGGGCGAGGUCCUGAAGGUGGAGGAGCCCCGUUUUCCCGCGGCAGCUGCGUGACGACAGCAGCUGCAGUCGGAGCACGGUGCUGGUCGGCUCCUGGAGGGUGCGGGGCUGCGGGCCCCGCCGUGCGUCCAUCCGGAAGGAUGCUGGUGCUGCUGAGGGGACCCUCAACUCCUGCCUUCCACGGGGCUCCCGCCUCUCAGACACGGCAGGUUGGGAAAGUGCUGGUCAGGCUGGGUUGCUUACCUCCACCCAGUCAUCUUUGUAUGAAUCCCGUGGUUGGUGUGGUCUUUGUUCUGUCUUGGGUUUGUUUGUUUUUUUUUAACGGUUUUUAGCUGGCAGUAAUGAAGAGCGGUGAACACCCACAGCUGUGCCGCUCAGAAGGGGCCCAUCGGAGGAGGUGCCCCCCCACCAGACGCAAGCUGUCCCGUGGGCCCUCUGCUGGGGAAGAGGGCCAAGCCCAGUGGUGCCUUUCGGUGCGCCCUGGUCCCCUGCGUGGGGGUCUGCUCGUGUGUGUUGGCUGUGAGCGCAAAGCCUGCGCUUGCUUGGUGAGACCACGGGUGACCCUGCUGGCCAAGUUGUUCUAAUGAUGUGCGCUCGGCUCUCCUUUCUGGACGGGGCACAGCUUGGCUGUCUUCUGGGGCUUUGGGGUUUUUACCUUUUGUUUUUGGUGGAGUGUGUGCUGUAUGUGUCUAGUUCUGGUCAGACGACUGCAGGGCCUUGGAUAAGCUUUGCUGCUAUUGAUGCGUAACAUACUGCUAUUGGUCUUUUUUAUAUAAGUAAAUAAGUAAAUAUAUAUACAUAUACACACACGUAUAAUUUGGAUUUUGGGGAACUGGCUGCCUGUCCACUUGGGAGACGUGUCCCAGUUGUACCGUGUUGGGUCGCAUUGUACAGAGAUUAACAGCCAUAUUGGUCUAGAAAUGUUAAACAUAAUUUUUUCCAUUUGUACAGGGGUCAGGGGUAAAUGCACUGUAUUAAAUAUGUAAGGUCUUAUCUACAUGGGUUUGAUUACAGAAACUAAUAAAGUAUUCUCUAAAUAAUGA
Manis javanica (Malayan pangolin) is the source of this 10054-nucleotide messenger RNA. It is a transcript of the gene PRRC2C, whose product is annotated as proline rich coiled-coil 2C. NCBI's taxonomy places the organism in Eukaryota, Metazoa, Chordata, Mammalia, Pholidota, Manidae. The record is from RefSeq and is a predicted model, not a curated record. Gene Ontology annotation, biological process: hematopoietic progenitor cell differentiation.